This is a messenger RNA of Micropterus dolomieu (smallmouth bass), 7148 nucleotides long. RefSeq names its product dynein axonemal heavy chain 10-like. Lineage: Eukaryota; Metazoa; Chordata; Actinopteri; Centrarchiformes; Centrarchidae. The record is from RefSeq and is a predicted model, not a curated record. The transcript is spliced from 41 exons. The annotation marks the transcript as partial. Gene Ontology annotation, cellular component: dynein complex. Gene Ontology annotation, molecular function: dynein intermediate chain binding; dynein light intermediate chain binding; ATP hydrolysis activity. Gene Ontology annotation, biological process: microtubule-based movement.
CUUGUGGUCUCCUUUUGUUAUUUCCGUCUUUCCUCCCCACAGGAUGUGGUGUUGAUGCGCGCUCUCAGGGACAUGAACCUGCCAAAGUUUGUGUUUGAGGACUUGCCUCUGUUCCUCGGGCUGAUCUCAGACCUGUUCCCUGGGCUGGACUGCCCUCGUGUCCGCUAUCCCAACUUCAAUGAUGCUGUGGAACAAACCCUGCGGGAGAACAGCUGUGUCAUACUGUCUAACCAGGUGGAUAAAGUGGUGCAGAUGUAUGAGACGAUGAUGACCAGACACACUACUAUGGUGGUGGGCCCAACAGGUGGAGGGAAAUCGGUUGUAAUCAACACAUUAUGUCAAGCUCAGACCAAAUUGGGAUUACAAACCAAGAUAUAUCCUCUGAACCCUAAAGCCAUGAGUGUGAUUGAACUUUAUGGUAUUCUGGACCCUGACACUCGAGACUGGACUGAUGGGAUCUUAUCCAACAUCUUCCGUGACAUCAACAAGCCUACUGACAAAAAAGAGCGGAGGUACAUCCUGUUCGAUGGGGAUGUGGAUGCUCUUUGGGUCGAGAAUAUGAACUCGGUGAUGGGUGACCACAAGCUCCUCACUCUAGCCAACGGAGAACGGAUUCAUUUACAGAGUCACUGUGCCAUGCUGUUUGAGGUUGGAGAUCUGCAGUAUGCUUCCCCCGCUACUGUUUCCCGCUGUGGGAUGGUUUUUGUUGAUCCCAAAAACCUGCGAUACACCCCAUACUGGCAGAGAUGGGUGAACAACAGAUCUGGCGGGGAACAAGACGUGCUCAACAAACUGUUCGAGAAGUAUGUGCACAGCUCUAUUGACAUGAUUGUGGAUGGAAUCGUUGAUGGGAAACAGGGCCCAAAACUGAAGACUGUUGUCCCUCAGACAGAUCUGAACAUGGUGACUCAGCUGUGUUUGACACUGGAUGCGCUGCUUGAGAUUGAGACUAGUAGAGCUGAAGUCCUGGAGUGUUACUUCCUGGAAGCUCUGUACUGCUCACUAGGGGCCACAUUGCUGGAGAGCGGCAGGACCAAGUUUGAUGAGUUCAUCAAAAGGCUUUCCUGCUUAACCUCAGUGAAUGAUGAGAACAUGCUGGCUGGACCUGGUGAGAUCCCAGGAUACCUCCCGACUCUCUAUGAUUUCCAUUUUGAUGGAACACAGGAGAGGUGGGUUCCCUGGAGUUCCCUGGUCACCAGAUACAUCCACAACCCUGAAAUGAAGUUUGCUGAUAUUCUAGUGCCAACUAUCGACACCACGAGAGCCAGCUGGAUCCUGGAACAGAUGGUGAAGAUAAAGAGGCCAGUGCUUCUGGUGGGAGAGUCUGGCACCUCCAAGACCGCUACCAUUCUGAACGUCCUGAAGAACUUGAAUGCAGAUACAACUAUUACUCUGAUCAUCAACUUCUCAUCCAGAACAACGUCAAUGGACCUACAGAGAAACUUAGAAGCCAAGGUAGAGAAAAGGACCAAAGAGAUCUAUGGGCCUACAGUGGGGAAGAGACUGCUUGUCUUUAUGGAUGACAUGAAUAUGCCAAAGGUGGAUAAUUACGGCACACAACAGCCUAUCGCACUUCUGAAGCUGUUGUUGGACCGGGGAGGCAUAUAUGACAGAGGGAAGGAGCUUAACUGCAAAAUUCUCAAGGACCUUGGCUUUAUUGCUGCCAUGGGAAAGGCAGGAGGUGGGAGGAACGAGGUGGAUCCCCGCUUUAUCUCGCUCUUCAGUGUUUUCAGCAUCCCCUUCCCUGCAGUGGAGUCCCUCCACCUUAUCUACGCUUCUAUUAUCAAAGGCCACUGCAGACCAUUUGAGGACGCCAUACAGAAAGUUUGUGAUAAGGUCACCUUCUGCACUCUGGAACUGUACAACAACAUCAUCAAAGAUCUUCCACCCACUCCCUCCAAGUUCCACUACAUCUUCAACCUGAGGGACCUGUCAAGAGUCUACAAUGGACUGACCAUCACCAAACCUGAUGGGUUUUUGACUGUCACCCAAUUUGUGCGUGUCUGGAGAAAUGAAUGCCUGAGAAUCUUCCAUGACAGACUCAUUGAUGAAACUGACAAAGCCUUGGUCCAAGGCCACAUAAAGAACCUGAUUGAAGAGCAUUUCAAGUCUGACAUGGAAGCAGUCAUGAGGGACCCAAUUCUUUUUGGAGACUACAGGACAGCCCUCAGUGACACUGAACCAAGGGUCUACGAGGACAUACAGGACUACGAUGCUUCAAAAGCUCUCUUUCAGGAAAUUCUUGAGGAAUACAAUGAGAACAAGUCGAGGAUGAACUUAGUACUGUUUGAUGACGCUGUGGAACAUCUGACCCGUGUGCACCGCAUCGUCCGCAUUGAUCGUGGCCACGCACUACUCGUCGGUGUGGGGGGCUCUGGCAAGCAGUCCCUCACCAAGCUCGCUGCCUUCACUGCCGGCUGUGAGAUGUUUGAGAUAACACUAAGCAGAGGAUACAGUGAGUCAAACCUCCGUGACGACCUGAAAACACUGUACUUGAAGCUUGGCAUUGAAAAUAAGAAGACAGUGUUCCUCUUUUCUGAUGCACAUGUUGUUGAGGACGGCUUCUUGGAACUCAUUAACAACAUGCUCACCUCAGGCAUUGUGCCUACAUUGUUCCCUGAUGAUGAGAGGGAGUCACUUCUCAACCAGCUUCGUGAUGAGGCUCUUAAGAUGGGAGCAGGUCCUUCCAAAGAGAGUGUGUGGCAGUACUUUGUCAACAAGUGCGCCGACAAUCUACAUGUUGUUUUAGGCAUGUCUCCAGUGGGCGACACCUUGAGAACACGCUGCAGGAACUUCCCAGGACUGAUGAACAACACUGUGAUAGACUGGUUCCUGCCGUGGCCUCCACAGGCGUUACUUGCAGUGGCUCAGUCUUUUCUCGGUGAAAGUCCAAUGAUUCCUGUGGCACACUCUGCAGCAGUGAUAGCUCAUGUAUGCAUGGUCCAUAGCUCUGUGGGUGACUACAGCAAGCUCUUCCAGCAGAAACUCAGGCGUUGUAACUUUGUUACUCCAAAGAACUACUUGGACUUCAUUAGCACCUACUCUAACCUCUUGGAGGAAAAGGACCAAUCUAUCCUGGCUCAGUGCAAGCGUCUAGAGGGAGGUUUGGAUAAACUGAAGGAGGCCAGUGAGCAGCUGGCUGAGCUGAAUGUCAAGCUAGCAGAGCAGAAGGUGGUCCUCGCUGAAAAGUCCACAGCUUGUGAGGCCCUGCUGGAUGAGAUCACCACAAACACCACUGUAGCUGAGGAGAAGAAGACUCUGGCAGAAGACAAAGCCAAAGAGAUUGAAGAGCAGAACAAAGUGAUAGCUGUUGAGAAGAAAGAGGCUGAAAGCUCCCUGGCUGAGGCUCUGCCGGCAUUAGAGGCAGCCCGCAACGCCCUGCAAGACCUGGACAAAUCUGAUGUCACAGAGAUCCGAUCCUUUGCCAAGCCACCCAAACAGGUGCAGGUGGUUUGUGAGUGCAUCCUGGUGAUGCGUGGCGUCAAGGAGAUCAGUUGGCAGUCAGCCAAGGGGAUGAUGUCAGAGGCUAACUUCCUGCGCUCGCUGAUGGAGAUGGACUGUGAUUCCAUAAAUAACAACCAGGUCAGGACUGUCAAAGGCUUCCUAAAGAACCUCCACACGACCUUUGAGGAGAUGCAAGCCAUCAGUAAGGCUGGCUCGGGAAUGCUCAAGUUUGUUGAGGCUAUCAUGGGUUACUGUGAUGUUGCCAGGGAGAUAAAACCCAAAAGAGAGAAGUUGGCACGCCUAGAGAAGAACUUCUUUCACAGUAAGCGGGAGCUGGAGCGGAUUCAGAGCGAACUUACCAAAAUCCAGAAAGAGUUGAAGGCUCUUGGAGAAAAGUACCACGCCGCUAUCGGGGAGAAACAGCUGCUACAAGAGGAGGCUGAGCUCAUGGAGAGGAGGCUGAUAGCUGCUGACAAACUAAUUUCUGGCCUGAGCUCCGAGAAUGAACGGUGGACACAAGAUUUGGAGGAGUUGAAGCAGCGUCGCGUGCGUCUCCUGGGUGACUGUCUGAUCUCUGCUGCUUUCCUGAGCUACGAAGGGGCCUUCAGCUGGGACUUCAGGAAUGAAAUGGUAUACCAAAUAUGGGUUAAAGAUGUGCAGGAGAGAGGCAUCCCCUUAAGCCAGCCUUUCAAAUUGGAAAACCUUCUGACUGAUGAGGUAGAAAUCAGCAGAUGGGGCUCAGAGGGCUUGCCUCCAGAUGAGCUGUCAGUGCAGAAUGGAAUCCUCACAACCAGAGGGAGUCGAUUUCCCAUGUGUAUUGACCCUCAACAACAAGCCCUCAACUGGAUUAAAAAGAAGGAAGAAAACAAUAACCUCAAGAUCUCAUCUUUUAAUGACCCAGACUUCCUGAAGCAGCUAGAGAUGGCCAUCAAAUAUGGAUUCCCAUGCCUUUUCCAAGAUGUGGAUGAGUACAUCGACCCAGUGAUUGACAAUGUCCUAGAGAAGAAUGUAAAAGGAGCAGAGGGCAGACAGGUCAUCGUGCUGGGUGACAAGGAAGUUGACUAUGAUCCCAACUUUAAACUUUACCUGAACACCAAACUGGCUAACCCUAAAUAUUCCCCAUCAGUGUUUGGAAAAGCCAUGGUCAUUAACUAUACUGUGACCCUUAAGGGUUUGGAGGACCAGUUGCUGAGUGUUAUCAUGGGCUUUGAGAAGAAGGAGCUGGAGGAGCAGCGUGAGACUUUGAUCCAAGAGACAAGCAACAAUAAGAAACUGCUGAAGAACCUCGGGGACUCCCUGCUCAGAGAGCUGGCCACGUCUACAGGCAACAUGUUGGAUAACACAGAGCUGGUUCACACAUUAGAGGAGACAAAGUCAAAAGCCAGUGAGGUAUUUCAGAAACUAAAGUUGGCUCAGAAGACAUCCGUUGACAUUGAUAAACUCAGAGACGGCUACCGACCUGCUGCCAAGCGCGGUGCAAUCCUGUUCUUUGUACUGACAGAAAUGGCUCUGGUGAACAGCAUGUACCAGUACUCUCUAGCCUCCUACCUGGAGGUGUUUGACUUUUCACUGCGCAAAUCUCUGCCUGACUCUGUCCUGCUCCAAAGACUGAAGAACAUCAUGAACACUCUGACAUACAGUGUUUAUAACUAUGGCUGCACAGGUCUGUUUGAGAGACACAAGCUACUCUUUUCCUUUAACAUGACCAUCAAGAUUGAGCAGGCAGAAGGGAGGGUGCCUCAGGAGGAGUUGGAGUUCUUUAUCAAGGGUAAUCUAUCCCUGGAAAAGAGCACUCGCAAAAAGCCUUGUGACUGGCUUCCAGACCAGGGCUGGGAGGACAUAGUGAAACUCGCAGAGCUCUUGCCUGAGCAGUUUGGCUCUCUGCCUGAUGAUGUGGAGAAAAAUUCCACUGAAUGGAAGUCUUGGUAUGACUUAGAUGGCCCAGAACAGGCUCCAUUCGCCAUGAAAUAUGAAGAGAACCUGUCAGCCUUUCAGAAGCUGCUGUUGCUGCGCUGCUUCCGUGUUGAUAGGGUCUACAGAGCUGUGACAGACUAUGUCACUGUCACCAUGGGCGAGAAAUAUGUUCAGCCCCCUGUGAUCAGCUUUGAUGCAGUUUAUGAGCAGAGCACACCUUCCUCCCCCAUUGUCUUCAUCCUGAGUCCUGGCUCUGACCCAGGCAGUGAUCUCAAGAAACUAGCAGAAAGGUCAGGCUUUGGAGGCAAGUUGAAGUUCCUCGCUAUGGGCCAAGGCCAAGAAAAGGUGUGUAUGGAGAUUCUGAACACCUACCUGACCAAAGCUCACAACCAAGGAGACAGCAAUCUUCCCUGGGGAAGUCUUAAAUACCUUAUUGGGGAGGUGAUGUAUGGUGGGCGAGCCAUAGAUAGCUUUGACCGUAGGAUCCUGACUGUCUACAUGGAUGAAUACCUUGGAGACUUCCUCUUCUACAACUUCAGGUGCUUCCACUUCUUCUGCAACAAGGACGUAGAUUACAAGAUCCCUCCAAAUGGCCCAAAGAAUGUAUAUGUUGAUGAGAUUGAGACACUGCCACUGGCAAACACAUCAGAGGUAACGGGUCUUCAUUCCAACGCAGAGAUAGGAUACUACACGCAGGCAGCUAAAGACAUGUGGCGUCACCUAAUAGACCUGCAGCCUCAGACCGGUGAAUCUGGUGGAAGCAUCAGUAGGGAUGAGUACAUCAGCCAGGUGGCCCAGGACAUUCAGAACAAGCUGCCCAAGUUAUUCGACAUGGACGUGAUCCGUAAAAAGUUUGGCCCAGACGUUUCCCCAACCUCAGUGGUGCUGCUUCAAGAACUGGAGCGCUUCAACAAACUAGUAGUCCGCAUACAGCGCUCUCUGGCUGAGCUGCAGAGGGCCUUGGCUGGUGAAGUGGGAAUGAGCAGUGAGCUGGAUGAGGUCGCUCGGGCCCUUUUUAAUGGUCACAUCCCUGCCAUUUGGAAGAAGUUAGCACCUGACACCUUGAAAUCCCUCGGCAACUGGAUGAGCCACUUCCAGAGGCGUUAUGAACAGUAUAAUUGCUGGGUGGAUGUGGGAGAGCCAAAGGUUAUGUGGCUAUCAGGACUCCAUAUCCCAGAGUCCUACCUGACUGCCCUGGUCCAGGCCGCAUGCAGGAAAAAUGGCUGGCCUCUGGAUCUAUCCACACUGUACACCGAGGUGACCCAGUACCGCAGUGAGGAUGAAGUCAGUGACAGACCUGGACAGGGCUGCUUUGUGUCUGGCCUGUACCUGGAGGGAGCAGACUGGGAUAUGGAGAAGGGCUGUCUAGUGAGGAGUAAACCAAAAGCUCUGGUUGUUGAACUGCCAAUUCUCAAAGUCAUCCCUGUAGAGACACGCCGCCUCAGGCUACAGAAUACGCUGCGGACACCGGUGUACACCACGUCCUUGCGGCGGAAUGCAAUGGGUGUGGGACUGGUGUUUGAGGCAGACCUGUUCACCACCAUGCACAUCUCCCACUGGGUGCUCCAGGGAGUCUGUUUAUGUCUCAAUGCUGACUAAAGACAGCCCUCAGCCGCACUGAGCUAGUUUGCUUUCACACAGUCUAUUUUGGCAUAUUAAUUAAUAACAAUGUCUCAUGUUUGAUAGCUCUUUGAUUACAGGAUAAACAAAUACAUUUUUAUUAAAGAUUGUACAUGGUUUAUGAAAUAAACUGAUAGACACAUAAGAAAACUAGGGUAUUUUUGACUCAA